Messenger RNA from Lucilia sericata (common green bottle fly), 1448 nucleotides. RefSeq names its product peptidoglycan recognition protein-like. Gene Ontology annotation, molecular function: N-acetylmuramoyl-L-alanine amidase activity; zinc ion binding. NCBI's taxonomy places the organism in Eukaryota, Metazoa, Arthropoda, Insecta, Diptera, Calliphoridae. The record is from RefSeq and is a predicted model, not a curated record. Gene Ontology annotation, biological process: peptidoglycan catabolic process. The coding region runs from base 180 to 1145 and encodes 321 amino acids. The transcript is spliced from 6 exons.
UCCGUUCGGGUAAACUACACAUAAACAUUGAAAAAAAUCCCCGCGAUGAUAAAUAAUAACAUGAACUAAAUUUUAACCUUUAGUUAUCUUUUAUUAAGCAAAUGAAUUGCGGCUAGUGAUUAUAAAACAAAAAAUAAAUAAAUUUUUAUUGAAAAUAUAUUGUGAUUUAAAAAUUUUCAAUGGCUAGCAGUGAAAUAUUACCAGCAUGUGAAGCAUUGGACGAUGCUGAGUCACUGGCAUCUUCUAUUGUAGAAUCUAGUAUAGUGGAUUCAGCAUCAGAAGCGGAUUCAGCAUCACAAGACGAUAAUGACUCACACAGUUAUACAAACAUCUCUGAACUGCCUAUUUAUAAUCAAUUAUUAAAUACGAAUUCUUUAAGAAAACAAUUGGAACAAAUCACACCUUUAGCCACCUACAAUAAUGUUAGUGUUUCAAAUUCAACAAAUGUGGUUUUUGGAAAUGUUAUUAAAGUUAAGGGAGUAUUAAAUAUAAAUGUUUAUAAUAAAGAUAAAAAUAACAAAAAUCAUAAUGAAAAACAAGAAGAAAACAUUGAUCCGUCACAUAAAUGCAGGGAAUCACCUCGAGCCAAUAAGGAAUCCUUAAAUGAUAAUAGUUCCUUGUGCCGCAUAAUACCUCGCAAUUAUUGGUCUACUUUGGAGCCAUCAGAAGAAUUUGAAUAUAUUGACGGACCCGUAGAUAUAGUUAUCAUUUCUCAUACUGCCACUGAUAGUUCUUUGAGUUCUCAGGAAAACACACAAUUAAUACGAAAUAUCCAGACUUUCCAUGUCGAUGCACAAGGUUGGGAUGAUAUUGGCUAUAAUUUCCUAAUUGGUUGUGAUGGCAAUGUUUACGAAGGACGCGGCUGGAAUGUUGUUGGUGUUCACACAUACGGUUAUAAUAGAAGAUCACUGGGCAUUGGUUUUAUAGGUUCCUUCUCGCGUUCCUUGCCUUCGCAAAAAGCUUUAGAAGCAUGCAAAAAUUUACUUAAAAGAGGCGUCGAGGAAGGUCAUUUAAAAAAUAAUUACAAAUUAUUGGGUCACCGUCAAUGCAUAGCAACUGUUAGUCCCGGAAGAUUGUUAUAUGAAGAAAUAACUAAAUGGGAUAAUUUUUACCCAAAAGAUAUACAUGAUGAUUUAAAAAGUUAAUAUAAUUGAAGGGACUUUCUUGCAGUAACUUUAUAAGACACAUGAUUUCGAAAAUUACCAUCAUUAACUUUAUAGAUUUCUUAUAUUAUAUUUUAACAAAUUUAAAAAAAAAACUUAUAAUUUUUUUAGAAUAUUGUUUGCUACUUAUCAAGUACCCGCAAAACUACCCUUCAAUUAUGCGUUGUUCAAAAAAUAAACCCAUUAGUAUUGAUGAUUUUACAUUUUAGUCUUAAGUUUUUAUUUUUAUUAUUGUUAUCUACAAAUUUAAGGUAAACUUUUUAAAAUAAUAAAAAUGUAAAUAUU